Helianthus annuus (common sunflower) is the source of this 2943-nucleotide messenger RNA. RefSeq lists its product as uncharacterized. Lineage: Eukaryota; Viridiplantae; Streptophyta; Magnoliopsida; Asterales; Asteraceae. The transcript is spliced from 6 exons. Gene Ontology annotation, biological process: positive regulation of cytoplasmic translation. The record is from RefSeq and is a predicted model, not a curated record. Gene Ontology annotation, cellular component: cytoplasm. Bases 1 to 2943 code for a protein of 980 amino acids. Gene Ontology annotation, molecular function: translation regulator activity; zinc ion binding; single-stranded RNA binding.
AUGGAUAAUCAAGAUUUUUUCAACAUGUUUGCGGGAAUUGGUGCGGCUAUCCAAAGUCCAGCUAGUAUCGUACAGAAUGUCAACAUGGAAAAUGAAUUGGGAACAAUGCAAAAGCCACCCAAACUGAUGAGCUUAGAUGAAUAUGCUGGAUGGUCCGGAAGGUUUAAAAAUUGGGUUCAGGCCAACCAUUUCGAGUGUUGGAUGAAGAUCGAAAAGAAAUACGUACCUCCAGUUGAUGGGCUCGGGAUGGUUAAAGAUAUUGGAAGUCUUACAGAUACUGAACAGACAGAGUUUAAAGCUGAAAAGAAAAUGGUGAGCAUCUUGCAGCAAGCCAUUAAAGAAGACAUCCUCGUAUUGCUACAACAUGACGAAAGUUCUCAGUCAAUCUGUUCUGAUUUUGUGAAUCUCAAUCUGAGUGCAUUUAUUGAAAAGAUCGAAGCCCACGAGCUUGAGUUGUUGAAGAUAAAGAAGAUGAAUUCUACUAGCAUGCAACAAGAUGUAUCUUUAUACUACAAAGGCAGUCCUUCAGUUGCGAAUCUUCAAAGUCCAAAGAUACAAACAGGAUUCAGUGCUGAUAACACUUCAAAUGCUACAUCAAGUUCUCAUCAAUCAAUCAGUUCUACACCUUUCGCGAAUUUUGAACCAAAUGUCAAUGUUCAGGAACAGUCUUCGCCUCAAAGCUCUACCGGAUCUAAUCAUCAGGCGUAUGUUUCUGGAGUACAGUGUAAUAUCGCAGUGAACAUCAAAAAUGGAAACGAGAUAACGGAAACUGCUGCGAAGCAACAUAUUGCACUACUCGCUUCCGUUCUCGAGGCAUAUGAAGGUCUAGUUGCGGGGAGAAUUGGAAAUCCGGACAUGACAAAGGAGGACUAUGACCAAAUAGACCCCGAGGAGCUUGAACUGAUUGACAUUAAAUGGGGUAUGGCAAGCCUAGUUCGUCGUGCUCAAAGGUUCGUGGAAAUCACGGGAAGAAACAGUUUAUCAGGUCCGGAUCAGAAGUUGGGAUUUGAUAAGUCGAAAGUAACGUGUUUCAAGUGUAAAGAACGCAGUCACUUUAAACGAGAGUGUCCAAACCGUGAAGUCAACAAUCACCAAAACCCGUUCACCAAUGAUUACUAUCGACAGGCAAUCUACCAUCGACCGAAUCAACAUCGAACUGUUCAAAGGCCACAGAUAGAAAAUAAACCUGAAAAGGCAUUGAUUGUGAACCAAGAUGAUGAACAGAGGUUGUUGAGAUUUGAGGUAGUGACUGAACCGGAGAUUGUUGAUGAAGUUGUUUCUGAAGUUGUUGAGGAGAUUCCUACGGAAAAUGUUAUAGAUGUUGAGGAAAUAGCAGCUGAAGUAUACUACUAUCAAUCACAACAGGAGGAGUUAGCUUAUACUAUGAAAUCAAUUAUGCCUCCUAAUGUGUUUGAUUCUUUUGCAGGUUAUUUCGAGGAACCAAGAACCGGAUCUUGUCCUAGAUUUGAGGAGAAGAAAGAAGCCAUCGAAGAAGUGAUUGACGUGUCUAAAGAGAUGACCGGAGAAGUUCUGAAAGACAUUGCUGACAAAGCUCUAAUGGGAAAUCUUAAAGAGGUAGAUUCAGAACCCAAGGAGUCACAGUCUAUCGAUAAGGUGUCGGUUAACAGAGAGGAAUCUGGAGUUCAGGAGGUCAAAUCUGUCAAACAGUCUGUGUCUGAGUCAAAGCAUGUCGGUAAAACUGGUUGUGAUGAAAAGAUUGAUGAAAAAGUUGUUCCAAUCUCCGAAACGCCAUGCCAACGUUGUUUACAACCGUGCGUGGAGUGUCUUGAAAAGGACACUAAGUAUCGGGAACUGAAACAUCAUACAGAUAUGAUUAAGUUUGACCUUGAACAAUUAAAAGAAGCUUAUGAUACCUUAGCAAGAUCAAUUAAGAUGAUUCAAAAAGAAAGUUUCGAAAAUGAUAAAGCUACUAAAUUGGCUAAAGCUACACUGUUUGAUAAACAAAAAGAAGUCAAUUAUCAUCUUGACACAAUUACGUCACUAAGAAAAGAACUUGAAUUGGCCAAGAUAGAGAAUGACAGGAUUGAUAAAAAGUUAAUGAGCUAUGUGUUGGAUGAGGAAAGUGAGAAAUCUGAAAAGGCUCAUUCUGAAAAGGCUGUCAGUGAUUCUGAAAACGAAGGAAAUUUCUUAGAUCGAUAUGUACCGAAAUCGGAAAAGAGUACGAAUGAUGAUCCGAUCAUGGUGGUAUACACAAUGGUUGGAACUGAAAAACUUUAUUCCGACUUCGAGUACCCGCUUCAGAAUGUCAAGAUCGAAAAUGUCGAGAAAGUGUUUAAACUGGUUGAAUUGAACAUUAACGAAAUUAAUAACAAUGAAUUCUUUUCCAAACUGAAAAAAUCAUUUUUUACUUCACGUCCCAUAAGUUCGGAAAAGAAAGAUGGGGUUGGUAAAGCACAGAAGCUUAAAGAAGAAACGGUCAAUACUACUUUUGUCGAGUAUGAUAAGAGGGUGUGCUAUCGCUGCAAUGAGAUUGGACACAUGGCAAAACAGUGUCAAAAAGUGUUUAAGAAACAUGUUGUUGAAAAACCAAAUGUUCAAAAACAAAAUGUUCAAAAACAAAUGGUUAAAAAAUCUCGACCUAAAUCACCAGUUGUUUCAAAAGUUAAAAAGGAAAUGGUUUCUCCGAUCCGUAUUUUGAAAAGAGUCUGGAUCGUGAAACUGAAACCGUCUGUUGAGAUCAAGAAGAUGGAGAACGCUUUGAAAAAUGAUUCAAAUCUUUUUAAAGAUGAUGUGGUUGAUUUUGAAAAUGAAGUAGAUAAGUUUCUUGAUGAAUUUCCUCCAAUUACUAACAAAGUUAAAAUAAUUGUGAAAGAAGAGGUUCCAAAUGUCACUUUUGAUUUUCCAAAAACAAAUGAAAAGUGUGAUGUUGUGUUCGGGAAUGUGUCGGAAGUAAAGAAAUCAUGGGUCUCAUUGUUUGAAUAA